CUUGGCGACUCUUUCCACGCCACGAAAGAAAAUUAAGAGCCCAGGGGCGAUCGGCGAAUUUCUUUACCCCCAACCCGGCCACUGAUAUUGAUGGGCAAGAGGGACGCGGUUCCGAUGAAGGACGUGGCUUAAUGAAAAUGUUUAAGGGAAUGUUCCCGCAACAGGAGAGCAACAUCAUUAUUAUAGCACCAGCGCCCACUACUACUGCCCCAGCACCCACAACCCCCACAUCGCCAACAACAUCUUCACCAACGGGGGCCACCAGGGGUACAUCAACUACAUAUGCCGCUGAGUUGGGAAGAGAUGACGAUUUGGAUUCUGACAAUCUACUUGGUAUCCAGGAUGACUUGCUAAAUGACCCGAUUUUUAGUGAUAAUCCUCAGGAUGAGAUUCGGAUGCCCGCUAAUAGCGUCUACAGCCGCAAUAAAAAGUACAAAAACACCAGACAAAGAAGAAGGAAAUCAGCACAACGGAAUAACGCUAAACGUAAUCAACUUCAACGCCAACGUAAUAAUAUGAGAACACGCAAUCGUAAUCUUGUAAAAGCGGAACAGAUUGCACAAAGCAUUGCCAAGAUGCCUAGGCCAAAUGGCAAUGUUUUCUCCCUCAACAAUGGCAACAACAACAAUGGUGGUGGCAGCAGCAGCAGCUUCUUUAACAUCAACGCCAAUGAACGCAUCCAAAGCAUAAUGAAUGCCCUUAGGCGCCAAACACCAAUCGUCUAUAAUUACUAA
Molecule: messenger RNA, 734 nt
Organism: Musca vetustissima
Lineage: Eukaryota; Metazoa; Arthropoda; Insecta; Diptera; Muscidae
Exons: 1
Source: RefSeq, a predicted model, not a curated record